This is a messenger RNA of Heterobasidion irregulare TC 32-1, 1113 nucleotides long. RefSeq lists its product as uncharacterized. Gene Ontology annotation, biological process: RNA methylation; piRNA processing; siRNA processing. Gene Ontology annotation, cellular component: cytoplasm; nucleus. The transcript has 3 exons. Lineage: Eukaryota; Fungi; Basidiomycota; Agaricomycetes; Russulales; Bondarzewiaceae. The annotation marks the transcript as partial. The record is from RefSeq and is a predicted model, not a curated record. Gene Ontology annotation, molecular function: O-methyltransferase activity; RNA methyltransferase activity.
GACGCUGCCGAACUGGAUGUGACCUUUAUCCCAUCGCUAUACCUCCAGCGCCAUGUCUGGAUUCUGAGAACCUUACGACGCGAACGUGUUUGCUCCGUCAUCGACGUCGGAUGCGGCGAAGGACAACUCCUCGAAUCGCUAUGCAAUCCCGCACCGCGCCUCGCGUCCCCGCCACCCCCACUCGACACAGAGUACCCAGUCACGGAGGGGGAACAGUAUCUACACUUACACACCAUACAUGCGCUCGACAUCUCCGCCGAGGAUCUGAAAAUCGCGAUCGAGUUAACGAAGCCGCCCCCUGUAGCCCCAAGCGGACCUCGCGACUGGAGCUGGCAGCCGAGAUGGGACGAGAUGGACGUGAAGGUAUGGUUUGGCGGGUUGGAGUCAGUAAAUAGGGAGAUGGAGGGCGUUGACUGCAUCGUGGCCAUGGAAGUCAUUGAGCAUCUCCCUCAUCAUGUACUCGACUGCUUCGCGCCGGUCUUGUUAGGGGCGUACCAUCCUCGCCUUCUGCUCAUGACGACCCCGUCUUACACCUUCAAUGCCCGCUUUUAUCCCCCGAACUUCACUGGUACACGCGGUAUCCCAGACCCCACCCACCGCACCACGCGAGUAUUUCGUCACCCAGAUCAUAAAUUCGAGUGGACGCCGCAAGAGUGCAAGGAAUGGUGCGAGGCCGCAGCACACGAUUGGGGAUACGAUGUACUCGUUUCUGGCGUCGGAAAAGCGUCAGAGAAUGACCCGUGGGGACGGGAUGCCGAUUGUGGGUUCGCAAGCCAGGUGGUGUUGUUUCGAAGGCGAGAAGGUGAUGAUUGGGUGAAGAAGCGAAAGCAGAAGAGUGAAACCUGGCUUCAAAAUCGCGUCAGCGAGGCGGCCAGCAUGACACACAAGUUACUGGUUGCGCACAAGUUCGCCAAACACGAAAAAGCGAGAUGCCCUGUAGAGAGUGAGCGAGUGGGAAGUACGGUCCAGGAAGUUAUGCUAGGCUGGAAGCAGGCAGAAGUUGUCGUUAGCGAACUCUGGAGGGAAGAGCGUGUCCGAGCAUCAUGCGGGGGCUGGUUGGAGGUGCUACUGGAUGCGGUCGUACGGAACGGAGCGUUUGAGGUGAGGAAGGAC